Cyclocybe aegerita is the source of this 1503-nucleotide messenger RNA. Lineage: Eukaryota; Fungi; Basidiomycota; Agaricomycetes; Agaricales; Hemipholiotaceae. The record is from the annotation of a GenBank genome assembly.
AAUGCCUUACGACCUCGUCGCCGCGUUGGUCCACUCUCUGACAGACAUCCUUGGACCGCGCGACACGCCGAAGGGCCCAUGUUACAUAUCCAGCAUCCCCCCUGAAAUCCUGCUCAAGAUCUUCUUCUUGCUCGAAGGCGAGAAACGGGCAGCCUUCGGAAGACAACGAGAUAUGCUGACCACCGCGUCGCACGUAUGUCGGCUGUGGCGUGAGCUCAUGCUCAUUUGCGGGGCGCUUUGGGGUUCCAAUAUUAAUUGGACCGAGUCUCAUCGCUCGGUAGCGCGGCUCAAGAAGAGGAUCAGGCGCGCCGGCGGAGCGCAACUUGAUGUUGCCGCUGUGAUCAACCUGUCGACCUGGGGGCCACUUCGGGCUAACCUCAAAUUACUCGCUGACGUUUCACCGGAGCGUAUCAGGACCGUUGAUCUCGCUUUCGAGUACGGUAGAGUCCCCGCAGAAGAAAUUGCAAGUCGAUUGCAAGGCCCAUUCCCAAGAUUACAGGUCCUAUCUUUGCAGAAUGGUAGCCGUGGAUCCCUUAACCUUUGGCCACAACAUUUGCGUUGCGUCGACGGCUGGCACCUCCUCGACGGAAAUCCCUCAUACCUCCAGGUGUUGACACUCGACCGCGUGAGCCCAAAUUUCCACAAUCUGUCCAUCUUCCGCAACCUCCACGAACUUUCCGUGGUCGACGCCAAUCUCAACUCGCCUACCCUUGCUCAAUGGCUGAACGUCUUGCGCGCCAUGCCCUAUCUCACUACCCUCACCAUCAAGGGCUCGAUUACCCCCGACACCUCCUCUACACAUAACCCAGCACCAGUCCUCCUAACCAAUCUUGCAACGCUGGGCCUUGCCGGGCUUGUAGGAUCCCCGGACGGCAUCGACGCUCUCCUCUCACACAUCCAGACUCCGCGCGGAUGUAAUCUCUAUUUUGCAGGUACUUUCAACCAUGAUUCAAUUGCCCUCGACGACGCGGGCCUAGUAGCCUGGUUUGGCCGCUGGACGGAUCACAACUACAAGAGUCGGUCAUUGCACGCAUCCCUCGACCCGAACCGUAUCAUCAUGCACAACCAGGUGGGACCGGCACCGUGGUCGGGCCUAUGGUUCCGUAUUUCCCUCACGAAGGAGCGCAGAAACGUUCGACAACUGGCGUUGUCGCUCGCGACUGUGCUGGACAAAGCCAUCGCUAGAACUGAGCACCUCACCCUUUGGACCCCCGCGAACCGCUCCCGCAGGGUCGCCCUCCCGUAUGAGGAAUUCCUGCCUCAUUUCAGGUCUUUGAAGACCAUUUGCAUUUCAGUGAGGAAUUGUAGCCGCCGAGCGGCGUGGAGUUUCGACGAGUCAUUCGUGCAUGUCACGGAAGUGGUGUAUCCUUUGCUAAGCGCGCCUUUUAUCUCCCUGGGAGAGUUGCGAAGUGUCCUUCCCGCUCUGAAUAAAAUAACAGUCGAAAAGGAUGGAGAGGUUAAAGCGUGCUGCUCUAUCCCACCUGCCCCUCGCGCUCAGAAUUG